Molecule: messenger RNA, 971 nt
Organism: Amphibalanus amphitrite
Lineage: Eukaryota; Metazoa; Arthropoda; Thecostraca; Balanomorpha; Balanidae
Exons: 4
Coding region: 183-887 (234 amino acids)
Source: RefSeq, a predicted model, not a curated record
GGUAACCCGGUUAUAGAGCGUUUACACUGAAAUGUUUCGUACUUCUUUCUGUCACGCAUUUGUCUCAGGAUUUGGUAGAACGUGUGUAAAAGUGAGCGUCCGGCGCUGUGGCCGGGCGGCGGCGAUGAGCCGAUAGGGCAGACACCCCUUCACUCUCUCCAUGGAUAAGACGGUGCCGAGCGAUGGGACAUUCAGUGCUGGCUGCAGCAGCAGCGGGAAGGAUGGAGAUGGGUCGCGCUCUCAUGACGGUGCUCCUGCUGCUGGUGUGUUGGUGCUGCCGGCCUGCAGCCGCCGUGGAGAUCCGCAUCGCCAGGGGCCUCGACACCAACAGCACGUUCAUGGCGCCGCGUCCCACUCCGCCAGAGGAGAAACCCAUCUCCAUUCCUCCGCACAACUACUCAAAGCCGGCGCACAACUACACACACGCUGUGAUCGGUCAGAGCAAGCACAAGGUUUGGAUCCGCCAGCUUCACUACAAGGUUGGCAGCCGGGUACGGGUGGACCAAGUCACCCUGACGGAAGUCUUCAACGCAUCUAAGGCCGCUCUGUACCUGCGCGGCCGGACGGCGGACGGCGCCGGUGUCUGUCUGGUGGAGGAGCACCCGAAGAACACCACCAAGAGCGUCUCAGCCUCCAGGCCGCUCGACGAGCAGAUGGUCUCCCUGCAGGGUCCCAUGGCGGCCACCAAGGGCCGGCUGGUCCCCCUCUGCCGGUCGCUGCCCGUCUACAAAGUUCACAGGAUGCAGGCGCACACUCACAAACACAAGGAGAGACGCGCGAGGUACGCCUACAAGACCACGAUGCGAGUGUUGGCGUUUAUCUGGCGCAACAGGCGCAUUCUCGGCCUGCCGUUCGGCGUUCACGGAGACUUUGAGUAUCGUGGUUAGCGCCGCGCCGAGCAGUUCAGUAUGCUGUCAGUUGAGCUUAGUCGGUCUCCAUCCCCGCUGCUAAUACCAUGCCGCUGAGUCAGA